This is a messenger RNA of Linum tenue, 3244 nucleotides long. Lineage: Eukaryota; Viridiplantae; Streptophyta; Magnoliopsida; Malpighiales; Linaceae. The record is from the annotation of a GenBank genome assembly.
AAAAGUCCAGCGUGUCCUCCACCGCCACUGUGAAAGAGAUCCCCACCGUUGAAACUAUCUGCCUCGUGAUUCCGCCUGCAAAUCUCCUUUACCCCUCCUUCCUCCUCUCUUGCUUCGCUUCCCCAUUUCCCCCACUCUCUCAAAACCCGACAUCAAUUCCUCCAACCUACUUUCCCCUUUUUUCAAAAUUUGCACUUCACUCUCAGUCUCUCUCUCUCUGUGGUUUCCCAGCUUCUCUACAUCCCGAACUUCUUCUUCUUUCUUCUUCGUCGUUGCUGCAGGGAGGUUGGAAAUCAUACUAGACCACUUUCAAUGGCUGCCCUCCUCCUGCUCUUCCUCUCCCUUUCGCUAGCUCUCUCUGCCUCUCUUGCUGCUGCUGUGGAUGAAGCGCCCUUCAUCGGCGUCAACAUAGGCACAGACCUCUCCGACAUGCCGCACCCGACUCAAGUAGUAGCCCUUCUGAAAGCGCAGCAGAUCAAGCACGUCAGGCUCUACGACGCGGACCGCGGCAUGUUAACCGCCCUGGCCAACUCAGGGAUUCAGGUCAUGGUCUCGGUCCCCAACGACCAGCUCCUCGGCAUCGGCCAGUCCAAUUCCACAGCGGCCAACUGGGUCUCCAAGAACAUCGUCGCUCACUACCCGUCCACCAACAUCACGGCAAUUUGCGUCGGCUCCGAGGUGCUCACAACCCUCCCCAACGCCGCGCCUAUCCUCGUCAGCGCCCUCAAGUACAUCAAUUCGGCGCUCGUGGCAUCGAAUCUCGACCGCCAGAUCAAAGUCUCUACCCCAUUUGCAUCCUCCCUCAUCCUCGAUUCCUUCCCUCCCUCGCAGGCCUUCUUCAACAAGUCGCUGAACCCGGUCAUGAUUCCGCUCUUGAGCUUCCUCCAGUCGACGGGGUCGUACCUCAUGCUCAAUGUGUACCCUUACUACGACUACAUGCAGUCCAACGGUGUCAUCCCCUUGGACUAUGCGCUCCUCGAGCCCCUCCCUCCGAAUAAGGAAGCUGUCGAUGCCAACACUCUUGUUCACUACUCGAACGUGUUCGACGCGAUGGUGGAUGCAGCUUACUUCGCAAUGUCGGACCUCAACUUCACCAACAUUCCUGUUCUGGUCACCGAGACGGGCUGGCCGUCCAAAGGUGACCCCAACGAGCCCGAUGCGACGCUGGACAAUGCCAACACUUACAACAGCAACUUGAUUAGGCAUGUGUUGAACAAGACCGGCACACCGAAGCACCCUGGGAUCGCGGUCAGCACGUACAUUUACGAGCUGUACAACGAGGAUACCAAGUCGGGCCCUCUGUCGGAGAAGAACUGGGGGCUUUUCAAUGCGAAUGGGGAGCCGGUCUACGUGAUGAACUUGGCUGGGUCGGGGUCUGUGCUGGCUAAUGACACGGCGAACCAGACUUUCUGCACGGUGAAGGAUGGUGCGGACAGGAAGAUGGUGCAGGCGGCUCUGGAUUGGGCUUGUGGAGCUGGCAAAGUCGAUUGCUCUGCGUUGUUGCAGGGUCAACAGUGUUAUGAACCGGACAAUGUGAUUGCACACGCGGCCUAUGCUUUUGAUGCUUACUACCAUCAGAUGGGGAAAGGUCCGGGGACUUGCGAUUUCAAAGGGGUGGCUACUGUCACCACUACCGAUCCAAGUCAUGGUACUUGUGUAUACCCUGGAAGUGGAGGGAAGCAGAAUGGGACGAUGGUGAAUGUAACAGCUCCAUCGAUGAACUCGACUGCUUCGGAUUCGCCUGGUGUGGGAGAUCAUCACAGUGUCAUCCGUUUCACAAUGCUGUUCGGAUUGUUGGCGCUGGGUUUGUUAGCUUGGUUGUAUUGGAGGGAGUUGCAGAGGUUGGCAUAUCUGGUGGCCAAGUUGGCAGCGGCAGUAGGAGGUCUGCAGACACUACUUCACAGAAAUCUCACACUCAUCUCGUCGCCUUCAUUUCCUGCUCUUUCCUCCAUUUUAUCACCUUCCAAACAACCCCUGAUUGUUCGAGUUCAAGCUCAGGCAAUGGCUGCUCUCUUAGGUUCCUUGCAGACGAACUUCCUGCGUCCCCGCUCUUCACUUCCGUCAACUCCUUCGUUGGCUUCUUCAUCCUUCACUUGCCUCCCCACCGGAAACCCCAAACUUCUCGCUGCUGCUCGCUCCGUCGAUUCCUCACCGUUCCUCGGUAGCAAUGUGCGAUUCGUGGAGAUUCGGAGGACGAGGAAGCGCCACGGCAGCGCGCUCGCCGUUCAGAUGUCUUGGGAUGGCCCCCUCUCUUCCGUCAAGCUGAUCGUUCAGGGCAAAAAUCUGGAGUUAACCGAUACGAUCAAGAAGCAUAUCGAAGACAAGGUCGGAAAGGCGGUUCAGAAACACAGUCAUCUAGUUCGUGAAGUCGAUGUGAGGCUUUCUGUUAGAGGCGGGGAGUUUGGUAAAGGUCCAAGGAUUCGGAGAUGUGAGGUGACUUUGUUUACUAAGAAACACGGGGUGAUUCGAGCUGAAGAAGAUGCUGAGACGACGUUUGCAAGCAUCGAUUUGGUGUCGUCGAUCAUGCAAAGAAAGCUGAGGAAGAUAAAGGAGAAAGAUUCCGAUCAUGGCCGCCACAUGAAGGGUUUCAAUCGCUCCACGUUCAAGGAAGCAAUGCCAGAAUCACCUGUAGAGGUAGCAGAAUUGGAGGCAGAUGAAGCUGUAAAUGGAGCUUCCAUACAAGCGGAGGAUGAUGAGGAUUUUGUGGCUGAGGUUGUUCGGACCAAGUAUUUUGAUAUGCCACCUUUGACCGUCGCUGAAGCAAUUGAGCAGCUCGAAAAUCUAGACCAUGAUUUCUACGGGUUCAGGAAUGAAGAAACCGGUGAAGUAAACAUCGUCUACAAACGGAAAGCUGGUGGGUAUGGUCUUAUUAUACCCAAAGGGGAUGGUAAAUCUGAGAAACUAGAGCCGUUGGAGAUUGAAUCAGCUAGAGAACCAUCCUUUGCCGAGUAAGAAAACCAGACUAUAACGAGACUCUUUUUGUAAGGUCUGCAUUUUUGGCGUACAAUGUAUAUAACAUAAAUCAAUCGUGAAGAAAAGAUAUUGGCCCUGUGUGCCGAUGGUCUUACAUAUUGGUUGGUCCAACAUGUUCGUAAUCUGGGGCCAAAUGAGUCCAUAGAUGAGUAUCAUUUUGUUGUUGUACAAUGUUUCACUUAUUGUAAAGUUUCGUUAUGUAGAUGAGUUGGUACACAUAACCUCAUGCAGGUAUGUGCACAACGAUAAAUAGUUCGGCAACUAAAGUACU